CCAGAGAGCAAUGGUUACUCUGGACGCUCUCCCCUUACAAGCUGUGCUACCCAGCUGACUGGAGCAGAGCCAGCGUCUCUCCAGAUGUAGGGAGGGUGCCUUGCCUCUUGGCGUUGAGCUCUCAGAGGCUUCCCCUUCCCUUCCCUGUCCGUUUGCAGGUGCUUGAGAAUGGAGAGAAGCUUCAUUUUUCAGCCUCUCCUUUCUGCACUAAGCCACGGAGCAGUCCUGGGCAGGGGAAGCAUCUGUGGCAAGGGGCAGCAGGUCACACUGCAUGGCCCAGCUCCUUUGCAUUCCACUGGCUGGAGGAUGGGUUAGAAACAGGAGAGCAGACUCUGGAUCCAGCAGAGGGAAUUUCCCAGAAGUGCUCUCCCUCUGAUUCAGGUUGCCAAAAUGCUUUUCAAAGAGACUUUUCUUGAAAAUGAUACAGAACAGUCACUCCUCGAAGGCACCUUCAGAGAGUUCCUUCCAUGCUGCAUUUCCAGAGUCACCGUUGCGCCUUCAUUCUCUUGGUUCUCCUGAGCUCCCAUCUCUCCAGAGGCACACUUUGGCUCCUUACAUGAGGUUUCCCAGCACAAGCAGAACUACAUUUCCCCAGGCUCACAGGGCUGCAGGUGAUGCUGCAGGGGAGGGACAGGCAUGAUGGCUGAGCAACCUUGUCAAUGGGUUGAAGUGUUCAUUAAUUACUACACGUGGGUACAGCAGGGCUGUUGGAAUCCUAGCCCAGAGCUGGGCUUUGCUGCCCCUCAGCUCUGUGUGCAGCCAGGUAAAGCCACUGGCUGGGGGAGACACAGCCUUGGGGACACCCCCACCUUGGGGGAACCCCCCAGGCUGAGUGAGCUGAGCACGCUGCCUUGCAGCCUGACCCACAAUGCUGCUCCAGCAGCCAGACCCUUUCAAAGUCCACGGUCUGCAAAGUCCAUUCCUGGCUCUGUUAAAGCAACUCUGCUUCAGAGCUGACACUGCACAGCGGGCGAGCGCAGAGUCUGCAUUCGCCAGCCCUCCGAGGAGUGGGCACCUGGGAGAGCAAGGUGUCUGCAGCUGGACUGAGGAGACAGAAAUCAUGACCCAAGAGAGACUGUGGCAGGUCCUGGAUCCAUCCUGGGGAGACCUUCGUGCCCUCUCGGCUCUGCUCUGCAGCUCAGCUGCAGCUGUGGUGCUUCUGAAAUGGCUGGGAAGGAGGCAAAUCCAGCAGAAGAUGGAUGAGGCAAGGAGGUCUCGGCAUCUGGCCCUGGAGAGAAUGGAGAAGGCAGCUCACAGGCUUAAGCAAGAGAACCCGGGCACCCAGACCUCACAUAUCCUCUCGCUGACAAUGGUGGAGCUGGCAGAGAAGCUGAAGGAGGGGUCCCUGUCCCCAGAAAGUGUCCUCUACUCCUACAUGGACAAAGCUUUGGAGGUGAAUCGGGAGGUGAACUGCGUGACAGACUUCAUUCAUGGAUGUGAGGAUCAGCUCCAGAAACUGAAGAAGCAAAAGGAGAAGGGGCUGCUCUAUGGCAUUCCCAUCAGCAUCAAGGACCACAUUAACUGCAAGGGCCACAUCUCCUCUGGAGGGAUGGUGAAAUUCCUGGGCCAAGUGAAGGAAGAAGACAGCGUCAUUGUCCAGGUUCUAAAGCAUCAGGGGGGAAUCCCCUUUGUGAAAACCAACAUCCCGCAGACCAUGAUAAACUACGACUGCAGCAACCCCAUCUUUGGCCAGACCCUGAACCCUCUCAACCCCCAGAAGAGCCCCGGGGGCUCCUCGGGAGGGGAGGGAGCUCUGAUCGCAGGGGGAGGCUCCAUCCUGGGCAUCGGCUCAGAUGUGGCUGGCAGCAUCCGCCUGCCCUCCAGCUUCUGCGGGCUCUGCGGCCUCAAACCCACAGGCAACAGGAUCAGCAAACAGGGAGUCAUUUCACCUCUCAUAGGAAUGCAAUCAGUGACAGGGAUGCUGGGGCCCAUGGCGAGGGAUGUGGACAGCCUGGCCCUGUGCAUGAAGGCGCUGCUCUGCCAGGAGAUGUUCCAGCUGGACCCCACCGUGCCCCCCAUCCCCUUCGAUGAGCAGGUUUACACCGGCUCACAGCCUCUCCGUAUCGGGUAUUACGAAGGAGAUGGUUACUUCCAGCCCUCGCCUAGCAUGAAACGGGCUGUCCAGCACACAAGGAAACUCCUCCAGGACGCAGGGCAUACGCUCGUUCCCUUUGCCCUGCCAAAGAUUGACUACGUGGUGGAUGAGCUGUUCACCAGAGGGAUUUUCUCAGACGGGGCCGCCCACCUGGUGGACUGCUUCAAAGGAGACAUCGUGGAUCCCAACCUGAAAUCCCAGUACAAUACUUACAGGGUUCCUGCUCUAGUGAAAAGGAUCUUGGCUAUCAUUUUGAAACCCAUAUACCCACGGAUUGCUCGGGACCUCAGCGCUCUCUGUGGAGUGGGAUCUGCCAAAAACCUCUGGGAUCAGCAUGGAGCAGUGGCGGCUUACCGCACGGAAUUCAUCGCCAAAUGGAGGGAGCUAAGGCUGGAUGUGAUCCUGUGUCCCGCGCUGGGGCCCGCCUUCAACCAUGGCUACGCUGGGAAGCUCUUUGCUGCCACGUCCUACACCAAUCUGUACAACGUGUUAAACUUCCCCGCUGGGGUGGUGCCGGUCAGCGUGGUCACAAGUGCCGACGAAGAAGAACUGGAGCGCUACCGGGGGCACUACGGAGACCCCUGGGACAAGAGGCUGAAAGAGGCUGUGUCAGGAGCUGUGGGGAUGCCCGUGGCCGUGCAGUGCGUGGCCCUGCCGUGGCAGGAGGAGCUGUGCCUGCGCUUCAUGAAGGAGGUGGAGGCUCUUGCCCGCGGCACGAAGAGAAAUGUGUGAUUUCUGGGAGCCAGCCUCCAGUGUGGUGGCUCUUCCUUCCCUGCCCUUCACUCCAGCCACCUUCUACCUGAUACGAAGCAAGGUAGAUAGUGAGUUGAAAACUCUGAACUAAUGUCUA
Molecule: messenger RNA, 2945 nt
Organism: Hirundo rustica (Barn swallow)
Lineage: Eukaryota; Metazoa; Chordata; Aves; Passeriformes; Hirundinidae
Product: vitamin D3 hydroxylase-associated protein
Exons: 15
Coding region: 869-2827 (652 amino acids)
Biological process (GO): fatty acid catabolic process
Molecular function (GO): fatty acid amide hydrolase activity; amidase activity
Source: RefSeq, a predicted model, not a curated record